UGAUUGUGCCGCUCCACCAGUGUAUACAAGGUCGUAACUUGCGGUGCUCGAUGCUCCGACGUUCUGGAGGGCCGUGGCUUCGAACCGACGCCGUCGCCCUCCCAGCGCUGCGCAGCCGCGCUUAGCGGCUUCCCGCCUAGCUCCGCGCCCCACCAGCGGCACAAGCCAUUGCGUGGAUGGAGCGGCCCCACUACCGACCCGGCGCCUGCUCCACCGAACUGCCUUCGAUGUUUUUUUUCAUAUGUCCCGUGCACCCGAUCCGUAGCCAUUUUGGCUCAAGCGUUCCCGAAAAGAUUUCAAGCCUUGCGAGCUCCCGUGGUGCCGCCUCUUUCGCCGCGAUGGCCAACCCCAAGGUGUUCUUCGACAUGACGAUUGGCGGAGAGAGCGCCGGCAGGAUCGUCAUGGAGCUCAGGGCCGAUGUGGCCCCGAAGACCGCGGAGAACUUCCGCUGCCUCUGCACCGGGGAGAAGGGUACGGGCAAGUCGGGCAAGCCCUUGCACUUCAAAGGCAGCUCCUUCCAUCGCGUCAUCCCAGACUUCAUGUGCCAGGGCGGCGACUUCACUGCUGGCAACGGCACGGGCGGUGAGUCCAUCUAUGGCAGCAAGUUCGCGGACGAGAAUUUCACGCUCAAGCACACGGGCCCUGGCAUCCUCUCCAUGGCGAACGCGGGCCCCAACACGAACGGAUCGCAGUUCUUCCUCUGCACGGUGAAGACCGCCUGGCUCGACGGCAAGCACGUCGUCUUCGGCUCCGUGACCGAGGGCAUGGACGUCGUGAAGAAGGCCGAGGCGGUGGGCUCGCAGUCCGGCAAGUGCAGCAAGCCCGUGGUAAUCUCCGACUGCGGGCAGCUCUGAGCGCGCCGUUGCGCUCGCCCCACGACCGCCGCCGCCCUUGCUCCUCUCCCGCCUCCCCCUUUGUCUUCUUUCCUCCUCGCUUGCCCCUCCUCGGGCGACGGGUCUAGACGUGGUUCCAGAUUUUGACACGGACUCGAAGGGCCUUCGGCGCCUUUCUGCCGCUCAAAGGUCAGCAGGCGAAUCCAUGGUGGGGUAUUCGGCUAGCCAUGCUGCCACAGCAGAGCCAUGCUAAUACGCUGCAGAGCAUUGCGGAUGUCGCUGCAUAGCUGUGCGAGGAA
This is a messenger RNA of Prorocentrum cordatum, 1132 nucleotides long. NCBI's taxonomy places the organism in Eukaryota, Dinophyceae, Prorocentrales, Prorocentraceae. The record is from the annotation of a GenBank genome assembly.